UUUGGCACUCGAUAGCAGCGACGCUCGAUUGUUUUGUGCUGCUAAAAAAUGGUUGCGAAGUGUCAACCAUAGCAAUUCUCUCUCGUUAUUAUUUUUUUAAACAACACUAAUAAAAUUAAUAAUUACUUUCUGCAAUGGGAUUAACGCAGAGCUCAGAAGCCCCCGAGGGAGGGACGUACGGAUACCAUGUCCACGGCAUUCAGCCUAAUUCUCCUGCAGAAAAGGCGGGACUGCAGCCCUUCUUUGACUUCAUUCUGUCUCUGGACAACAAAAGACUCAGUGAGGAAAACGAGCAGCUGAAGGAGCUCCUGAAAGCCAACAUGGAGAGAGCUGUUAGGAUGGAGGUGUACAGCACCAAAACCACGGGGGUCCGAGAGCUGGAGGUGGUGCCCAGUAACAUGUGGGGGGGACAGGGCCUGCUGGGCGCCAGCGUUCGCUUCUGCAGCUACGAAGGAGCCAACGAGAACGUCUGGCACGUACUGGACGUAGAAGCCGGUUCCCCAGCGGCACUGGCAGGUCUUCAGUCGUACAGUGACUACAUUGUCGGGGCAGAUCAGAUGUUGCAAGACUCGGAGGACUUCUUCUCGCUGAUUGAGGCCCAUGAAGGGAAACCCUUGAAGCUGCUGGUGUACAACACACGAACAGACAACUGCAGAGAUGUGAUGGUCACACCCAAUGGAGCGUGGGGAGGAGAGGGCAGCUUGGGUUGUGGUAUCGGUUAUGGCUACCUGCACCGCAUUCCUGCAACUCCAGAAAUGUCGACAGAGAAGCCCUCCAUCCCUGUUGCAGAAGAUAAAUCCUCUCCACAGGAGCCAACACAUGGGUACACAGAGGCGCCUCUUAUGGCCCCUUCGACCCCCAGUGAAGAUUUGUUAGACAUGGAGCAGAUCACCCUCCUAGACUCUGUCAUAUCUCCACCAGAUCAGACAGUGAUGGACUCUGGUUUAUCUGAUUCCGAUGUGGCAGUGAUGAGCCCUGACCCUGCAGAUCUUUUGGACAGGCUGGACGUGUCCACGUCAUCCAUCGACAUGACCAACACUUCGCUGGCGAUGCACGAGGAAAAGGAGGGUGACAUAUCUGGUGUUGAGGAGCUGGAGGACAGCGCUCUGCCCUCAUCGUCUGCCGAGAACCAGAGUGAACUACAAGAGCACGUCUCCCAUGCAGCUGUGGAGCUCACCGCUUCUCCCGCCGCUCCUGACACUUGGUCUGACUCCGGAGUAGCUCCAGCUGAGACUUCUCCUCCGCGCACCGAGUCCGCAGACCUUCAGAGCUUCGUCAUGGACUCCAGCGGCACCCCGAGUCCACCUCUGGCUGUGCUGUCCCCUCCUGAGGAGACUCUUCAGCCUUUCACUGAAGAGCCUCCGCGCCCAUCUCCGGUAGAUCUGAUCGCGGCUGCUAAUGAAGCGGACUUUCAAGUCUUAGGCGAUCCGCAAGCGUCGGCGUGCGAGUCAGCAGGGCCUGUAGAUUAUCAGGACGGUGGGGAAGAACCAGAAAAAACACAUUUUGAUUGAGUUUUCCUUCAGUCAGAUAGAGGCGACGCUAAUGCAUCGUGGCAUAGACAAUCAAUAUUUACCGUUCUUUCAUCCAUUUCCAUAAAGGAAGUCCUACAUUGCUGUGAGAAAGCAUUUCAACUGGGGCUGGGCAUUAAAUCAGUUUAACUGAUUAAUCUUUUUGUUUUUAUUUAUUUUUUUUAGAAAAUUUGGAUUUUAAGUUGGGCCAGCAGAUGGUGGACUGUUUUUAAACUACAAAAAUAUGGUUAUAAAAUUACUAGAAUUUAGUCAUGUGAUGGUAAAUUUUUAAUAAAUAAGUCAUCAUUUUAAUAGUUUCACAUUGUUUUUUUUUCUGGAAAUAUUAUGACUAUGAUGUAGCCUGGCCCUAAAAAAAAACAAAAAAACGUAAAAGUCCCUUUUUGAAGAUGUUUUUUUUUUUUUUUGUCAUUUAUAAUUCCUUUUUUAGAAAAGAAAAUGAGAAAAAAACAGAUUAAAAUGAGAUUCCAUAUGAAAAAAUAAAUUUUAUCAAGCUAAACUGCCCAGCCCUACUCUUUGUAUUUCAUCAGCUUAUCUGAAAAACAGAAAAUACUUUUCAAGCAAUGCCUGUAUGAAGUAAGACAGACAAAGUUAUUCCAGCUUGUUGCACUACAGGAACUAGCUGAGACUUUAACAUGAGACUAGGGUGAUAUCUACAGGUACAAGUACAAAAUGAAGUUACUGGUUUUUUAAUUAUUUUUUUUUGUUAGCAUGAGGUUUAUUUACUCGUCUGGUGGGAAAUCAGUGGACACGGGUUUUUGAAACGUUGCUUCCGGCGCACUAGACAGACGAGUACUUGAAUAGUUCCAAAGACACCGACUACUGCAAAGCACAGCCGCACCUUCACGUCUCUAACACUACGAACUUCUCUGACACUACUAGACUGCUGGCUGGUAAAAUAGGUUACAGUUGUCCUACUGGUGCACUGUCCAUCUCUCUUAGUGUUUUUGAAGGAGCGUUGUUUCCAUCGUGAUGACUCAGCUUUAAACAUUGGACAUGGGACACUUUUAGUCGUGGUCCCUUUUUGAUUGAUCUUAAAGGGCUUUUAUUAUAGCAAUGUGUUGGGGUUUUUUUUAUGUCUUGGUUGUAAUAUUUAUGAAAAUGUUUCACACCAGCUCUGAUAAGGUUGGUGUGUUUUUAACAAAGUCUUUAGUUUUAAUUAUUGUAAUUGCUGUUUUUCAGCUGCAUAGCUUUUGGAGAGUUUUAUUCAUGUAUAGCAAGCUGUCUGCCCAUGUUUUUAUAAAAAAAAAAAAGAGAUGCACUGACAAAUUAGCUGGUAACCUGAUGAUUAUCUCAAAAAUCUGAUAUCACUUGUAGAUUGCAUAAACAACACUCUGCAGUGUGGACGUCGUUACAGAGCGAGGAAGACUUGAGAUUUGGCCUUUUCAGGAUCAGUGAGCUGUUUAAGGUUGUUCAUUCUUGAUAGUUCGGUGGACUCGACUGGGAAGACAAAUUGCAAUAUUUGAUCAGCUGUUCUUUAACAAUACAGUACGUUUUAGGAACCAAACUAUUUGAAAAGCAUGUUCUGCUCCUCACCUGUGGUGGCGCUGCAUCAAGAACCAGUAAAGGCACACAAAAUCCUCACAGCCAUUUGUUGAGGUUGUGCUCGUGUCUUCUUCAGAGGCUUUCAUGUCGUUUCCUUCAGUGGCUCUUGAUGCAGCGCCACCGCAGGCAAGGAUUUAGUUGGACAGUGCGGUGUGGAAACGAACCGCUCCAGCUUCAAAAUGUAACAAAUGUUGCAGUUUUGGUUCCAAAUUGCUCGCAGUCCACUGGACUAUCAGGUGUGGAAACACUUAGAAUUAACACUUAGAGGAAGCAGAGAUGUCUGUUGUUUAAGCUGCUACAGCAGAAAGUGAUCAUUUUCUUCCUUCAUUAUUUAUGUUGGUUUGUUUUAUUGUGCAACUUGCUGUUAUGGUAUGCAGCAGUCUGCCACACAAUCUUAAUUCAGACUUCUUUUGGAUGUUUUGAGUGAUUAAUUUUCAGCAUCAUACAAACAUAAGGUGUGUAAAGUUCAAGUCAGUGGAAGCACAGGAAUGUAUUUAAAACUGUGAAAUUGUAGUCGCUAUUAGUUGGGCAUUAUAAAAGAUGAGCGAGAGCGAGAUUUUCUACAGAUAACAGGAAGGCUGUAGGUAUGACAGCAAAUGUUCUUUUUUCUGUUCAGCACUCAUCCUCUUAGCGAAUCGGCAUAAUUUUGAAGAGUUGGAAAUCUCAAAUCUGUAAGGGAACGCAGAUUGUUCAUGAUUGGUAUCGCUAUGUAAGGUAUAUUUGGAUUAAAUCAAUAAUUUUGUAUUUAUUUUAAAUUUAUUUUACACCAUUGUGUGACUUCACCCUGCUAUCCAUACCGUAAUUGACCAAGCAAAGCAAGAAUAUAUUGAAGCCUGUUGAUUAUGGUCCUGAAGUCUGUUCUGUCAACGUUUUACAAAACAAUCAGACCAAAAAAAAAAAAGUCUGAUCUGUGCAUCUCUACUGCUGGGCAUCAUUGACACCUGUUACUUAUGUAGUCUAUGCAAAAAAAAAAGAAGAAAAUUUCUAAUGUAUUUUUGAUGAGAAAAGCUUUUGUAAGCAGAAGUCUGAGAUUAUUGAAGUACACUUAUAUUUUUUCUGUUCUCUUUAUGGGGCUGAAUAUUUUUCAUUAAAGUAGGUGCCAUCA
Molecule: messenger RNA, 4176 nt
Organism: Poeciliopsis prolifica (blackstripe livebearer)
Lineage: Eukaryota; Metazoa; Chordata; Actinopteri; Cyprinodontiformes; Poeciliidae
Gene: gorasp1a
Product: golgi reassembly stacking protein 1a
Exons: 9
Coding region: 135-1511 (458 amino acids)
Biological process (GO): Golgi organization
Cellular component (GO): Golgi apparatus
Molecular function (GO): protein binding
Source: RefSeq, a predicted model, not a curated record